Messenger RNA from Zingiber officinale, 1492 nucleotides. RefSeq lists its product as uncharacterized. Gene Ontology annotation, biological process: post-translational protein targeting to membrane, translocation. Lineage: Eukaryota; Viridiplantae; Streptophyta; Magnoliopsida; Zingiberales; Zingiberaceae. The record is from RefSeq and is a predicted model, not a curated record. The transcript has 5 exons. The coding region runs from base 316 to 1338 and encodes 340 amino acids. Gene Ontology annotation, cellular component: endoplasmic reticulum; endoplasmic reticulum membrane.
GAUUCGAAGAUGUCGGAUAUGGACGGCGGCGCGAUGCUGAACGUCCACGGUCGAUUCCCGGUUCGAAGCCGUCGAUCGAGCCCCGUGCUUAUUCCAAGAAGGGAGGUGUGGUGAGCCUCGCGAACGAGCAACCGCCCCGUCCUUCGCCCCUCGCCCCUCGCUUACGGAGGAGCGCGUUUCUUAAUUUCGAGCAGCACUGUGCGCGACGACGCGCCAUCGGAUCGGAUCGGAUUGUUGCUUCCCACAGACGAAAUCCUCGGUGUGCAUCUGGAUCUUUCUCGGCUUUAAUGAUCCACGCGGAUCUGAGAGAUUGCGAUGACAAAAUCCGGGACGGAGAAGAGGAGGGUUCGGCGAGCCCCGCAGAAUGGGGGGAGAGAUCCGACCGACACCGCGUCCAAGAAGAAUACUCCGGGUAAAGAUGUUUUCCAGCUGUUUGCUGAAAAGGUUAGAGACAAUAAAAAGUUGGAAUCAAGAUGGGCCAUCAUGCAAGAAACAAGAGUUGAGUACUUUAGAGGCAAAGACUUUACAGUCUUUUUGAGAAAUUAUCCAGAGGUCAAGGAAAUUCUUGCUUAUGAUAAGGAUCUAGAAGUAGCAGAUAUCAUAAAUACACUAUUAAUCAAAAACCUUUUGGUGAGAUGUGAUCGUGUGCUUAAAACGGUUAGGCCUGGGAAGAAAAAGUUGUCCUCAUGGCCUGCUCAUCUUGAGAUUCAUUCUGAACAAGUAUUCUCUGAAAAUGAUGGUUUUUUUGCAUGGACUUUCAUGAAAAGGCGGACCCUGUGGCAAACAAUUCUUUCGUUUCUUUGGCCACUUGUUGCACUAGCGGUGUGCCUAUUUCCUGUAUACCCUUACCAAUGCAAGAUUGUUGUUCUAUACGCCUGUGCUGGAGCUUUGUUGUUCUUGGUUACACUGCUGCUUAUUCGAGGAGCUAUCUUUGGCAUUCUAUACAUUAUUUUGGGAAAGCGCAUCUGGUUUUUCCCCAAUAUAAAUGCCGAGGAAACAACAUUUAGAGAGCUAAUUCGAUUUUGGCCAAAGAAGGAUGAAGAAGAGCCCCCAAAAUGGACAUCAAGGAUUACAUUUGCCAUUGGGACUGCGUUGAUUGUGGUUUUGCUUCGGCAUCAUGCUCCCAACGAGGCUGCUAGAGCUAGAUACCAGAAGAAGGUUUACAACAUUAUCGAUGAUGUCCUCGAGUGGUCUCCAAAGCUAGCAUUAUCGGGGAUGAUGGAGAAGCAACACCCUCUUGUUAACGGAACAGAGACAAACUUUACAAAAGAAGAGAAUCAAUCAGCCAAUACUGAAGAUUUGGUUCAAGAGGCUGAUAGAGAUUCAGCUCAAGUUUAGUAAUACAGGAUUACAAUUAUCCAAAUUUUACUUGCUCAUCUUCUGAAUCUUGAAUUUUGAAUGAAGAAUUUUGUGGGUUCAGGAAGCUGAUCGAGAAUCUUGAAGUACAUUUGCUACAAUAUUUGAUUAAUAUCAAGUCUUUUACUUUUGAUGA